UAAAAGAUUCUAUAUGAAUGUAUUGAAUCAUUUGACUACAGAACAUUUACAAUAAUUUAUCUACAGACGAUUGUUUUCAGUACCCUUGAUUUUUAUUGAUCAACGGUCGUGAAUUUGUAAACUUUAAUUUUAUUACGGACAGGUGCUAGAUUCUGUCAAAGUCAUAUUGAUUUUCAUGUUUUUUUUCAUUGGAUAGAGGUUAAGCCUUGCUUGUACAUUAAUUUGAAAAAAAAACAAGUCACUCUUAUUAAAGGAAUAAUCAGCCAUAAAUCACGAUGCAUAAGCAGGGUGCAACAAGAUAUCAAAAGUUUCUCAAGUCGGAAAAGGCUAAGACUAAGUUAAAAGGGAAAAAAGACCUACCAAAGGGCACCAAUGUUACUAAAACAAAUUUUAAAGUAAAAAAAAUCAUAAUACAAGAACAACUUAAGAAACAUGGUCAAACGGAAGCCUUGUCGUCAAAGAAGCUAAAUGCUAAAGAAUUGUUAUCACGACUAAGUCACUUUAAUACAAAUGCCCGUAUGGAAGCCUUAAAUGGAUUAAAAGAACUUAUAACUCUGCACACUGACUCUCUGGAAGUAAACUUGGGACAAUUUAUUCAUGGUGUUACGCCUUUGAUUUUAAACAUUGAAAAAAAUGUACGACGUGAGUCAAUAAAGGUAGUCCAUUUGGUGUUAACACAUGUAAGCACAGAUAAAAUAGACCCUUUCCUUGAUGUUCUAUCAACAUACCUCAGAAGUGCAAUGACACAUAUUGAUAGCAGAAUUCAAGAAGACUCACUAUUAUUCCUUGAUGUCUUGUUAUUAUGUACCCCGCAACUGAUAGCUCAUGAUUUUCAUAAGAUUAUACCCAAUUUCUUAGAUAUGAUAUCAAAGUUGAAGGAUACAAAUCAAGGUAGGACAUUGAUUGUUAAUUUAAACAGCCAAAUUACUAGUGUAAAGUGGCGUGUAAAGGUAUUUUACCGGCUGCAGCAGUUUUUGCAUAAAUUUGCUGAAUGCAAUGAUGUUUACAAGAUAGAACAGUUAUCUGACAAGACUCAUGUAUUUGACAUAAAAAAUAAAAAUAAUUUUCUAUUAUUUAAUCCAAUUUAUACAUCCGUAUGCACAGUGUCGUGCUUUUCAUCUAAAACCACUCAAAAUGUCCUUAUAUCAGGUGAAGAGGAAAAGUUUCAAUCCUAUCUAGAAACUUUAAUGCCCUUAAUGUUUGAUAUUUGGCUCGAAGCACGCCCUAAUGUAAAGGGAGAUAAAAAUAUUGAAACAGUCAUAAAUGAAGAUGCUGCAAUAUUAUUAAAACAUAUUCUUGAUGUGAUUUCUAUAAUAUGGGAACUUGUUGAAUACUUUAAUAAAACAUAUCCUCGUUCAUUGUUAAAAAAUAGUUUCAUACAAAAAUAUAAGUCUCUGUUUAGCCAGCAUUUUGUUGCUGCCUUUCCAUAUGUAACUAAUGUAAGGUCACGGUUGCCAAAAACAGAUUUACCUUUUGAAAGCACAAUAAAAGAUCCAAAGCUAAUCAUUGAAAAUUUGGAAAUAUGCUAUUUGUAUAUAAGUAUCAAUCCAAACCUAAAUAUAAAAAACAACCAAAAAGAUAUCACUGCUAUCUUCAAUUACAUUGAAAACAACUUUACCAGUAACUCACAAGGCCCCAUGUUAGAUGUGGCAAUUAAAGUUAUGAACAAAAUAAUUUCAGAAGAGAUAAGCAGCAAUUGGACAAACUCAUUAUAUAUAGUAGAACCAUUAUUUAGAAAAAUGAUCUCAACUUACUGCAGUGACAGUUCUUCUACAUAUCUAAAGCAGCAAAUGUUUUCAUUGCUUUUCAAAAUGUAUUUAAAUAACAAUCUAGUUGGUUUUCAUUCCAAUGCAGUUUUUGUAUACUGGCUCCAUAUUUUACCAGAAGUAUUGUUAGAAAGUACUAUUAGUUCAGAUAUAAUUAAUAUUCUUCAUAGGCUUGCUGUGAGUAAUAAUAAAAGUUUUAACAAUGUAGUUAAACCUAAACUUACAGAUAUUAUAACAAACCUACCUAAAAUUACAAUAAGUGAUUCAACACAAAAAAGUUCUUACUACAAACUAUUUUCUAUAUUGUAUUGGAUAAAUUCAUGGGAUGCAAAGUCUUUUGAAUUGUUAGAAAACCAGAUUAUGAAUAAUGAAUAUAAGAGUGAUUAUGGACAAUAUAUUCUUGACACUUUAAAAUCUAGAGGUGGCAUCAUAGAUUAAGGUUAACAUUUUUUUGUUAUAUUGUAAUGAAACAUUGAAUAAUCAAUGAGUUAAAUAAAAUAUAAAACAUAUUUUUUGUAUUUUUUUUAUUAAUUCAAACAUGAUAUUCCAAUGUAAUACAACCAAUUAGCAAAAUGUACAGAAUUACCACAUUUUUAGACAAUAUCCAAUGUCGAAAUUGCAAUUGAAACCACAGCUAGAAAUUAUUGCAAGCAUAGCUGCAUUUUUACAACACCAAGAAUUAUAAUAUACAUAAUAAUUUUGCUUCAUAUGGUUAAUUUUUUACUCAUAUAGUACUGUACAUAUAUUCUAACAAAACACAAAUUUCCAUACAAGAACAAAUCAUACCAUCUUCUAUAUAUUGGUUGUAAAUAAAACUAAAAUAUACAUACAAGAUAAACUGACACACAUAAUUUUAGGACAUGAAAAUUGCAUUGCAUUAAACACAUUUGGUAAAAUAAACUUUAUAAUCUCUACCAUUUUAAAUAUAUUCCUAUCCCUAACAAUGAGUUUAUAUGUAAUUCUAUUUGUCUUCUCAAGUUGGCUCAAUAAGAAUUAAAACUGUACACAAGACAUUCUGCUAUUUAUGUUGUAAAUUUAUAAGUAUAUUGCACCUUUUUUACUACACCAUAUUAAAUGAAAUUAAUUUAAUAAAACUUUAUUUUAUUUAUGUGGUAAAGCACUUUUGCUUUAGAAUUUACUGCUACAUUUUACACAGGGCAAACACAUGAUCAUGUAACUUAUUCGAUCUGGUGAUGGAAAGUUCAUUUGACAACAAAAUCUUAUUAGGAAGGGUACGGCAACAUCUUCAGUUACCACUAAGGUGUUCCCUAACAUCCCUUUAAAAAUAUCUCCUUAGUAUGUAUUAAUUUAUUGAAUUUUUAUAACUUCAAUUUGUGUUUGGAUAUAUCAUAAAUAUGAUUCCUCUAGUGUUUGUUUUAAAGCCUCGUUGACUUUUUAUUUGAUGCUUAAUGCAUACCAUAAUUAUACACUAUGCCUUUUUAAAUAGUAAUUACACAAUUAGAUAUUUGGCAAAUUUUGGCAAAAUUAAAGAUUACCAAUUUUAUAUGAGUGCAUUUGAAAACAUAUAUUAGUUUUAAAAAUAAUAAUCGAGAUAUAAUGGAUCCAGAUUUUUUUGAGAAUUCAGUCCUCAUAAAUAAAUUUACCUAAUUACAAAUAUUAUAUUGUGCAUUCAAUGCUAUUGAAUUUUGGUAACUAUACAAAGUACCUAUUAGAAAAAAUAAAAACGGAAAAAAGAACCGAGAAAAAAUUACCUUCAUAUCAAUACUUCUUAAUUACUCGAGAUCGUCUAGAUUCUAUAAAACCUAAUAUAAGUUAGCCUUAACAGACAACAUUUCGAUAUAGAAUAUUUAGCACAAGCAAAAGAAUUAUUGGAAGCUGAUAUAAUAUAAUACUGAUUUAGGAAGAGUAUUUCAAUUCAUAUGAAUUUAAUUAUUAUAAAAUUGGUGACAUGCACUUUAAUAUAAAAAGUACAUAAUAGAACAAAAUAUAACA
Messenger RNA from Papilio xuthus (Asian swallowtail), 3719 nucleotides. Its product is annotated as testis-expressed sequence 10 protein. The transcript is spliced from 2 exons. The record is from RefSeq and is a predicted model, not a curated record. Lineage: Eukaryota; Metazoa; Arthropoda; Insecta; Lepidoptera; Papilionidae. Bases 276 to 2204 code for a protein of 642 amino acids. Gene Ontology annotation, cellular component: MLL1 complex; nucleus.